AUGCAAAAUAAAGACGGUAUACCAUCAACCGAACAAAUUGAAUUAUAUAUUCCAAGAAAAUGUGUGGCAAGUAAUAAAAUAAUUGCAACUAAAGAUCAUGCACUUGUUCAAUUGGAUAUUACUGUAGUUAAUGAACAAACAGGAUGUAUUACAGAAAAAUAUCGUACAUAUGCUUUAUGUGGAUCAAUUCGUAUGAUGGAUGAAGUUGAUGAUUCAAUUGUACGAUUAGCAAUUAAAGAUGAUUUUAUUGGAAAAGAUUAUUUCACCAAAGAAACAAGAUAA
This is a messenger RNA of Rotaria sp. Silwood2, 282 nucleotides long. NCBI's taxonomy places the organism in Eukaryota, Metazoa, Rotifera, Eurotatoria, Philodinida, Philodinidae. The record is from the annotation of a GenBank genome assembly.